This is a messenger RNA of Drosophila navojoa, 806 nucleotides long. RefSeq names its product takeout (gene to). The record is from RefSeq and is a predicted model, not a curated record. Lineage: Eukaryota; Metazoa; Arthropoda; Insecta; Diptera; Drosophilidae. Gene Ontology annotation, biological process: multicellular organismal reproductive process.
GUUUCCACAAUUUCACUUCAGUCAGUUUGCACCGGAAAAAUGUCGCGCAUUAUUUUGAGCAUCGUCAUUUGUUUCGUGCUUGAUGUGCUAGCCGAUUUUCCCACUGAUCCUAAACCAUGUAAAUAUGGCGAUUCGGACUGUAUUGUAAAGGUGAUGAACGACUUGAUCAGUAAUAAGGCGACGAUUGGCGAUCGGGCUUUGAAUUUGGUCAAGCUCGAUCCGCUACCGGUGACUAAAAUGAACAUCAAACAGGGAGCCGAAAGUCCAGUUAACAUUGAUCUAACAUUUACUGAUAACAACGUCUACGGUAUUAGCUCUAUGAAGUUCCGAAAAGUCAAGGGCUUCGGAAAAAGCAUUGACAAAAAACAUGAACUGUUGUUAAAUGCAGGCAAGCUGAGCCUUGCCGGGCCCUACAAAAUCAAGGGCAAGGUCCUAAUACUCCCCAUCAGCGGCAAUGGAGAGAGCAACAUGACAUUGGUCAACUGUGACAUGAUAGUAAGCUUUACCGGCAUACCCGUGGAGAAGGAUGGCGAGACCUAUAUGGAGGCAACCAAUCUGAAGCUGUCGACCAAGCCGGAGCGUUUGUAUUACCACUUUAGCAAUCUGUUCAAUGGAGAUAAGGCCUUGGGAGAUAACAUGAAUACGUUCCUCAACGACAACUGGGAAGCAAUAUUUUUAGAGGUGCAGCAGUCAAUGCAAUCGGCAUUUGCGGAAAUAUUCCAAACGAUUAUCUCAAAUGUUUUCUCAAAGUAUCCCUACGCCAAGUUCUUUGAGGAGUAAAUAAGCUAAUGUAUUAUAAAAAUAAA